AUGGCGGUAUUUAGGAUGAGUAGCUUCCGGGUUCCAGGUGACAUUGACGUGGCGAGUAGGACAGGGCCUUCUCGGAAAGCAAUGAAGAUGGAAGCUAAUGCCAAAAGCAAAGGCGGGCACUUCCACGGACUGGACCGCACGUUUCUCAUUUUGCUGCCUUCCGUAAGUCAUCUCGGGUCACCUGCAGGCCUCUCAGACUCGCCCUAG
This is a messenger RNA of Penicillium chermesinum, 207 nucleotides long. RefSeq lists its product as uncharacterized. The record is from RefSeq and is a predicted model, not a curated record. The transcript has a single exon. The coding region runs from base 1 to 207 and encodes 68 amino acids. Lineage: Eukaryota; Fungi; Ascomycota; Eurotiomycetes; Eurotiales; Aspergillaceae.